Molecule: messenger RNA, 7280 nt
Organism: Leptopilina boulardi
Lineage: Eukaryota; Metazoa; Arthropoda; Insecta; Hymenoptera; Figitidae
Gene: hts
Product: protein hu-li tai shao
Exons: 17
Coding region: 457-7239 (2260 amino acids)
Cellular component (GO): cytoskeleton; postsynaptic density; plasma membrane
Molecular function (GO): actin filament binding
Source: RefSeq, a predicted model, not a curated record
UCAGGAGCAUGCGCAUAAGAGAUAUGCGCGCCGGACAGUGAAAGGUGACGCUUUUGCGAUCGCGCUAAUCGAUUCGUUUGUUCUUGGAUUAAAAAGAAGCUGUUUAGCUAUGCAAUAUUUUGUAGAAAUUGUCAAAAUUUAUUCCUAAAGUGGUUAUCCAGUUUAUACAUAAACAGCACCGGCCUCGUGGUGCUCCUUUAGUUGUUAGUUUGGAUUAGUACCACGAGGGAGUACAUCCGCCGAACGUACUAACCGCUCGGCGAUUCUCGGAAAGUCAAACAGUUAGUAGACAAGAUACAUCGAAAUUUACUUCACAUACAAAUAUCUCAACUUUUCAACAGGGUGCUGGACACUAAUAGCCGAAACGAUUAAAGGUGAGUCAACAAAUGCUCUCGAUUUUGAAAUAGACUUCGUAAAAAAAUAAACCAGUCAGUAUUAGUUGAGAAAAAAUUGAAAAUGACAGACACGAGUCAACAAGAGCUCUCUGAGCCUCAUACAAAUGGAGUCGUCGAUGGCUUAACAGAAGAGGAAAAAAGUAAAAUGAGACCCGCCGAUAUUGACGCAGAUAUGAGAGAAAUGGAAAGGAGAAAGAGAGUUGAAAUGAUGAUGAAUUCGAGACUCUUCCGAGAAGAAUUGGAACGCAUUAUUGAAACACAAAUGAAAGAUGGUUCAGGACCUUCUGGACUUUUACAACAAAUAUCAGAAAUGAUGGGCCCUCAAGGUGCUCGGUUCAAUGCUAAUGUAUUUAAAAAUUCAAAUUGUGUCGUGCCUAUCAACGAUAUUCGUGGUGUUGAGAGUAUGGGUUAUGCGAAAGGUGAAAAAUUGUUGCGAUGUAAACUCGCAUCAGUUUUUAGAUUACUAGAUUUGUACGGUUGGACUCAAGGAGUUGGUGGACGAAUAACCGCUCGCUUAAAUCAGGACCAAGAACACUUUUUGGUUAAUCCAUAUGGUUUACUCUAUCACGAAGUCACUGCUUCCAGUUUAGUUAAAGUGGACAUGCAGGGAACGGUUGUUGAGCAAGGAACGACGAACUUUGGUGUUCAUAUCGCAGGAUUCCAAUUACACACGACAAUACACGCUGCGAGACCAGAUAUCAAAUGUAUCGUUCACAUCUCCACUCCGUCCGUUACAGCUAUAUCGUCAAUGAAAUGUGGUCUUCUUCCUCUUGGCCAAGAGAGUAUAGUAAUAGGUGAAGUUAGUAAUCAUCAGUAUAUUGGCGGUACCUUUGAACCAGAGGAAAGGGAAAAAAUAACAAGGAAUUUAGGUCCAAUCAAUAAAGUAAUGCUUCUAACAAAUCGAGGUGCUUUAUGUUGUGGCGAGACAGUUGAGGAGGCAUUUUUUAAUGUUUACAAUACUGUGUUGGCUUGUGAAACACAAUUGAAAUUAUUGCCAGCUGGUCUCGAUAACAUGAACCUAAUUUCUGAGGAAUCAAAAAAAGCAAUUUUUGAAGCUUCCAGAAAACCACCUGUUCCUCAACAGGCAUCAAUUGCAGAACCAUCGCCAUUGGCGGAGAAACUUGAAAAACGAUGGAGAAUCGGUGGCACUGAAUUUGAGGCACUUAUGAGAAUGCUCGACAAUGCCGGAUUCCGCACAGGUUACAUUUACAGAAAUCCACUCGUUAAGAGCGAACCUCCAAGACCACGAAAUGACGUCGAGGUACCUCCAGCUGUCUCUUCUCUUGGCUAUCUCUUGGAAGAGGAAGAACUCUACAAACAGGGACUGUGGAAAGGUGGACGCAAAGGAACUGACAGAACUCGUUGGCUCAAUUCACCAAACGUUUAUCAGAAGGUUGAAAUUUUGGAAACAGGAACUCCAGAUCCGAAAAAAAUCACUAAGUGGGUGGAUCAAAACGCUGAGGAGUGGGUGACAGACGGAUCACCAACGCAUAGCAGUACUCCAGUCAAGAUUGAGAGUGCCCUUCAGUUUGUGCCCAAGAAUACCAAUCCAAAGGAAUUCAAGCAGCUUCAACAACAGAUAAAAGAUUAUCGAAGGGCAGAUAAAAUAUCAGCUGGACCACAGUCUCACAUUUUGGAAGGUGUUACAUGGGAGGAAGCUAAAAAAAUGCAGGAUGCUACUAUCAGUGGAACUGGAGAACAAGUCGUUUUGGUAGGUGCAGCCAGCAAAGGCAUUAUCCAAAGAGGAUUCCAACAUAAUGCAAUGGUUUACAAGACACCUUAUGCCAAAAAUCCAUUUGACGCAGUUACGGAUCAAGAACUUGAUCAAUAUAAAAAAGAUGUUGAACGAAAACAAAAAGGUGAUCCUUAUGAUGAAUCGCAAUCAGAAUCGGAAGCCUUAUCAUCAUUUAACAUUAGUCGAGCAACGCACGAAUCCAGUACUGCCAAAAGUCCAAUCCAAUCGCCAGUCUCAGUUACUUCCGAAACAGAAGAAGAAAGCAGAGAUGAACCCAGAGUAUUACGGAUAGCGACAAAACAAGUGCCUGUGCCAAGUCAACCGGAAGUCGUCUUAAGUGAUGUGGAUGCUACUACUGAAUUCCUUAAUGAGAUGCGGCGUUCGACGAUUGAAUCACGAAACAAUGUCAACAAACGAGAUAACGAACCGUCGAGUACCUGCAGCAGUGAAAUUGAAGGUUUAUCUUACUCAAGCUGGCAAUCCUCGGAAUCCGUCGACAAUCCACGUUUAGAAGUUACGAAAACUACAAGAGUCGCGGAAAUCAUGAAACCCAUUCUGAUGAAAAUUGACUCGUCAGCUUUAUCUUUUAAAUUAGAAAAUAAUAACGUUGUAAACGUUAAAAAAUCGCGUCCUUUUCAUAAUUCGAGACAAAAUAAUAUUUUAAAACGUGAAUUUUUCGAAAAUUAUGAAAAGCGGUUAAAGAAAAAUAAUUUAUUUGUUAAUAAUUCGGGCGCGACAAUUUUUAAGACUGAUGAUAAUGAUAAUAAAUUAUCAAAAAAUAAUAACGGCAGUGUAGAUAAAAAUGGAACUGAAAAUAUUGAUAAUAGAAAUAAUACGAAAAAAUAUUUAACCAAAAAAGUUAAUCCAAAGAUUAUUAAAGAUUAUAAGGAUUCACGAGAUGAAAAUAGUAUAUUUAUUGAUGUUACGACUAAAAUGGAAUAUUCUUUAAAGAAUAAUGAAGAACAGUUGGAAAAUGAUGGUACAAAAUUAAAGGAAAUAGGAAAUAUUUCAAAGACACUUGGAAAUAAAUUUAAAAAACGAUGCGUCAGAAAAUUGAAUAUUCCAUCGAAAAUUGUCAAUACUUUAGUUGAUAAUAAUUUAAAAAAUAGCGUUAUUAAAACACAUUUUCAUCCUUUGAUUCGUUGCAGUGAUGUAAUUAGCUCUACAGAUAGUGAUUCUAUUAGUAUUACAAAAUCGGAUGUCAAGAAUGAAGAAAUAAUCACAGUCAAUUGUAAUAUUGAUCAUUGUCAAGAGAUCAAUUUUACUCAACAUCUUAAUAUUGAUUUAGAAGAAGACAUUGAAAGUGAUUUGGAUAGUGAUCCUCUUUCACCUGAAACACUUAGUGAACCAUUACAAGCACCAUGCUUAGUUCAAAAAGUUUUGGAUUCAAAUUUUCAAAUUAAACUGAGCAGUAAUUUUUCAAAUGAAAUAGAUUCAAAGCAAGAAAACAUCAAAUUUAAUGGAACCGAACAAAUAUUUGUUAAUGAAGAUCAUUCGAAUCAGGGACAAAAUGUUAACGAAACCAAAAAUGCAAGAAAUAAAUCCCUCGAUGAUAAUUUCACAUCGAACGAGAAUGAGACUGAUUUUUCAAAUAAAAACAUAAAAGGAGAAAUUGAAGACAUGAAAGAAAAAGAAUUUUUUGUUAAUGUGGAAAUUUCUCCAGAUGUUCAAAUUAUUGAUGAAAAUUUCGAUAGUAACGAAAUAGAAAGUGAGAUUAAAGAAAAAAAAUCUAUUGAAAUUUCUGAGGAUGUAAAAGAAUCAAUUAAUUGUGAAAAUAAUGAAAUUACUCCUAUAGAAGAAUGUGAAACAAACGAACAAACAAUGACAAAUGAAUUUAACAAUGAAGAAUAUAAAUCUGAUCAUGAUUCAUCAGUAAUUGAUGAAAAGGAAAGUACAUCAGAUAAUAAUUUAAAUGAAAGUUUCCAUUCAAAAAUAUCUAUAAAAGAAAGUUCUUUUGAGAUAAAUAGAAAUAAACAGGAUGAAUUGCAAAUUUCAUCAAAUGAUAAUAAGGAUAUUGUGAUAGAAGAACUGUUUUUAUAUUUCAAUGAAAUAUUAGCUACCGAAUAUGAAUCUUUUAAAAAUGAAGCAAUUUCAUCUUGUGAAGACGAAGAACUCAAAAGAAAAAACAGUUCAAAAGAAAGUGAAUCUUCAUUUAAUGUCAACAAUACUUUCGAAAAUAAAAAUAUCAUUUCAACUGAAGAGGAUAAUCUAGAUCAUGAAAUUUCAACUCCUCAAGAAGAAAAUAUAAAAUUAAAUAUUCUGAGGAAUUUAAAUUUAGAUGAUUUAAAAGAAAUUAAGAAAAAAGAAGAAAUCGAUGAUAAUAAAUUAAAAAGAGAUGAAAUUUCAAAGUCCAAAAUCACUUCACAGGAUCAGCUUGAUAUAAAAUAUGAAGAUUUUGUCAAAGAAAUAUCUUCAUCAUCAUCAGAAGGAGAGAAUAAUUCUUUUGAUGACAAAGAAGAGGAGAGUUUUUAUUUAAAAGAAUUAUUUUCCCUACACGAGAUUAAAAUUCAAACAGAAGAAGAUCCAUUUGAUGAAAUUUUUAAUGUUGACUAUGAAAAUAUAGAAGAUAUCGAAGGAUUUCCCACACAAAAAUUAGAAACCCCAACAAAUGUGGAAAAUAUUGAAGCUAUUAUAGACGAAAUAUUUUCAUUGAAACAUUCAGAUUUAGAAGUUGAUAAAUUAUUAUCAAAAGUUUACAAGAAAAUUGUCGAUGAAGAUGAAGAAAAAAUUGAGAAUUCCAUUAAUAAAAUUUCUCCAAAAAGUGAAUCAUCUUCAAAGUGUUAUGAGAGAAGAGACAGCAUCACUGACAUGAUUAACAAUAUUAACAUUAAUAUUUCAUCAACAAUAACAACAUUUGAAAAUCUUCCCGAAACUGAUAAUUCUCUGAAAUAUAAUUUAGAUCCAACUAAUAUGAGUUUGAUUUACAGUCUCACACCAUCGGCAGAAAUAUCAUCAAAAAAAGGUCCAUCUAGUAAAAAUACUUCAAUUGAAAUGAUGGGACUUAGUCUUGGAAGUUUUGAAGAUUUUGAUCAAAUGAAUGCGAGUAGAAAUUCAAAAUACGAUUUAUUUGAUUGGCUUGAUCUUGCAUGUGUGAAAAAACAAAGAGAUGAAAUAUUAAAUACAGAAAAACAACUUUCUCUAAUACAAUCAUGUCCAAAUAUCAAUAUUUUAGAUUCAAAUGAUGAGACUUUAUCUGACAUUGAAAAUAAUUCCACUCAAGGUUCUGAUAUUUUAGAACUUCCAAGUUCCACUUAUCAUGAAAUUAAGAAAAAUGAAGAUGAAUCAUUCCGUCAUGAAUUAAAUUCAACAGUCAAUGAAAUAAUCAACGAUUUGGAAAAAACGGAAAUUUACACAAGUGCAACAAAUUUUGUCGAUGACAUAAUUUACGAUAUAACGUGUUUAAAUAUGUAUAUCGAUAUAAAAAAUUUGAAACAAGAAGCAACACUUUUGAUGCAAAAUAGAAUUUACUCAUUUCUUAUUGUUAAAGAUAUUAUCGAAAGAUUGAUCUCAACUUUACCAAGUAACGAACAAGAAGAAAUAAAUUCACAAAUUGAAAAUGAUUUACAAUCUGAAACUUUAAAGAAUUUAAUCGGAGAAAAAGAAGAGGAGAAUAUGAAUAAUUUUAUUGUUAUUCAAGAGAUUGUACAUCACAUUAUUGAUAAAUUUGAUUAUGAUAAUCCUACAGUGUGUAUUCCAAAGGAACUUAAAGAAACAGUGAAUAUUGAACUGAAAAAAUGCCCUAAUAAUAAUAAUAAUAAUAAUAAUGAAGUUGGAUUAGAGGGACUUUUGAAAAAUAUGAAAGAUGACGAUAUUUUACCUUGUGAUUGUCAUGAUUGUUUGCCAACAGAGAAUAAAGAAUCAUCCGAAACACAAAAGGAUAAAGAAUGUAUAAAACAGCUUUUGCAUCUUAUGAGCGGCAGUAAAGAUUUAAAAGUACAAGAAAAUGAUUUAAAUUGUCAAGAAAUGUCAAGUCCUUUGAAGGAGAAUUUUCCGGAAAGUGACGAUGAAGACGAUGUUUUGAACUUGAGAAAUAAAUUAAUUAUAAUGUUUGCAUCUGACAAUGAUAAAAAUACAAAAUAUCCAACUAGUACCGUAAAUUCUUCACCCUCGGGGAUUCAAUCAGUCGAGUCGGAAAAUUUCGCCGAACAGGAAGUAACUUCCGAAUCGACAGAUAACGAUACAAAAUCUGACAACAGUCGAGAGAAGGAAAUUUUAAGACUCGAUCCUUGUGCAACAAAUACAGAAUCUCAGGAAGUAUUAAAUGAUCAAGAGGUCAAUUUUCUCUGGAAUAUUAGAGAAAAUAAAAUAGAAGAGAAUUGUAAAAAUGAAAGAUUUCAAUUAUUGGAAAAAUCACCCUCAUUCAUUCAUUUUGGUGACUUGGAGGAUAAAGAAGAAAGAACUGUUUGUACUUGUUGCUUGGAAGUGAGUAUUGGUGAGGAGAUGAAUUCAAAACUUCCUCCAAUUGAAGAAUUAAAUGAAUCGACAGAAUUUGUUAAUUGUGAAGAGAAAACUUUUGAUUUAAUUUCUCCUCGUAGUGUGGAAUAUUUUACUUGUGAUGCAAGUGAAUCGUGGAAAAGUUUCGACAAACAAAUAGACACAACCAGAGAAAUGAUGGAUAAAUUAGAAGAUGCCUUUGAUGAAAAUCAAAAUGCAACAUACUCUAUUUCAGAUGUUAGCGAUAAUGAUAAAAAUUCAGAAUUUGAAUAUCAUGCCGAUGUCUCUUCAAAUGUGGAAGCACGAAAAAUUGAAGAAUCAAUGGGAGAAAAUAUAAAGGACUACUAUAAUAAUACAACUUUAAAUUUUGCUGAUGUUUCAGCGAGUACAGUGCUUUCAGAUGGAGAUCAAGAACCAGCACAAAAAAAUCCACCUGAUUACAUGACAUAUUCAUAUGACACUAAAGAAUUCAUGAAACUUGAAAAACAUCUUGAAGAACAUGACAGUACAAUUUGUUGUAAUUUUAAAAAAAGUGAAUUUUCAUUAUUAACUGAUGAUGAACCAAAAUAUGAAGAGACCAGUUUAUAUAGAGUAAUUACACAAAUGAAUCUUGCUGACACUGAUAGCUUUUCAUCAUUUAGUAUAAAUAACGAUUCUCGUGAUAUAUUAGAAUGAUUAUAAAAAUAAUAUUUAAAAACUUUUAAGCAUGUAAAUGC